Zootermopsis nevadensis is the source of this 13250-nucleotide messenger RNA. The record is from RefSeq and is a predicted model, not a curated record. Lineage: Eukaryota; Metazoa; Arthropoda; Insecta; Blattodea; Termopsidae.
UGUGCUGUCAGUCGUUUCUCCUGUGUGGUAGUAGGCGGGGUGGGCUUCUGGUAACGUGUACGGUGUUAAGGAUAUGAACGAUUUUAGGAAAUCUUAUAUUCCUUGAAAGAACAGUUCUUGAUAUCUUCCAAUUCUUUUUAUUAGAGUAUUUGAUUUACUUGCGUUAUCAGCCAUUUUGUGUUUAUUAACAUGCAAUAAUUCUGUGAAGUGCAACCAACACAUUACCAAGAGGGGUUUGUCGGAAGUGUUUUGUGUUUGUGGUGUGCUAUAUUAUAUUGGGGCGAAUUUUAUUGCAGUUUUUUAUGGUGUUUUUUAAUCGAAGGGCUAUGUGAACCUGAUGAACAGAUAAAAGUUCCGGUUGAAUGAAACUGUGGGAAGGAGCGGAUGAAGAAUAGCUGUAAAGUCUCUUGCAAAAUAGAUUUCCAACAGCGCAUCACGGCCGACGUAGGAGAACGUAAAAUGACGACCCGGUUCAAAGAUUGAUGGCACGCCAGCGGUAGUACAACCCCUCAACUCUUCCUCCCAGAAGAGACGAGGAAGAAUUCCUCCACAUCCCUUCACCAACUCCCCUUUCCUUAUUCCCUACUCCGACCGAAGACCUCUCUCAUAACAAUAACCAUGGAUCACAGCGUCAAAGCCAUGAACUCUCACCGAAAACUGGCAUUCUCCCGCCUUCUGAAUCGCCACCGGUUUGAGAACGACGAGCUGGAGGGUUUGUACCAGCGCUACAUCUUCAAACUGCAGCACUCCUCCGUGGCAAGUGUGGUGGCACUGUUUGUGAUCUUAACGGGUAUCCUCGCCAAUCUGAGCCUCGCAUAUGCGCAGGCGCCCACUGCGCAGAACAUCUACCACAGCCUCCACUGUCUCCUGUUCGCUCUGCUCCUCGCCUUUCUCAACACUCGAUUGAUGCAGGACGCCUACCUCCUUUGGGUCUGCUACGCCAUCCUGUUUUUCUGCACCACAUUCUGCGCCGUCGCCAUGCCCCUUGGUCCUGAUGAUCCUACCGCGGGCGGAGGGGGGUUGCGAGUCGAAACGCGACGCGUGCUGGCAGAAGGCGUGUGGCAGGUGGUAUUCGUCGUGUUUCUGGCGUACGCCAUGAUGCCUCUCAAGACGUGGGUCGCUGCUGUAUUCGGAAUAUUCCUUCCAGUGGUACACAUCAUAGUGGCGGCCAUCUUUGCAAAGGAAUUUCCAUCUCUUACUUGGCAGCAGGUGACUGCGAACGUGAUUGUGUUCGUGUGCGUGAACGUGGUUGGCGUGUUCAUGCACAACCUGAUGGAACACGCGCAGAGGAAGGCGUUCUUGGACACCCGCAACUGCAUAGCGGCUCGACUCGAAAUGGAGGACGAGAAUGAGAAACUGGAGAGACUCCUACUGUCUGUCUUACCUCAGCACGUAGCCAUGGAGAUGAAAGCUGACAUCAUCUCUCCGGUUGAAGGACAGUUCCACAAAAUCUACAUCCAAAGGCACGAGAAUGUGAGCAUCCUGUUUGCCGAUAUUGUUGGUUUCACAGUAUUAGCAUCACAGUGUACAGCACAAGAAUUGGUACGCCUUCUGAAUGAGCUCUUUGGACGUUUCGACCAACUUGCUAAUGAUAACCAUUGUCUGCGGAUCAAGAUUCUGGGUGACUGUUACUACUGUGUAUCUGGCCUGCCUGAACCUCGCUCAGACCAUGCCCAUUGUACCGUUGAAAUGGGCCUGGAUAUGAUAGAUGCUAUAGCAUCAGUUGUUGAGGCAACUGAUGUCCAGUUGAACAUGCGAGUGGGGAUUCACUCGGGACGUGUUCUGUGUGGUGUUCUUGGGUUACGGAAGUGGCAGUAUGAUGUCUGGUCGAAUGAUGUCACUCUUGCCAAUAAUAUGGAAGCAGGGGGAGAGGCAGGGCGUGUUCACAUCACACAAGCCACGCUAGACUACUUGGGUGGAGAGUACGAGGUUGAGGCAGGCCAUGGUGGAACUAGAAACCAGUAUUUACGGGACCAUAGUGUUGCUACGUAUUUCAUUGUGCCCCCAGCUCGACGGAGGAAGCCGUUGUUAUUCAACACACUGCAGGUUCGGUCAGCGCUGGGGGCAGCACAGCGUCGCAAACUCUCGUUUAAGAAUGUGUCUAGUGUCGUGGUCCAGCUGCUCCACUCCAUCAAAUACUCGAUGGAGGUGCCGUUCUCCAACAUAGCCACUCCGGGUGACCAUAAAGCAAAUGCUGCCAGGAAGGUGCUAGACCUUCAGCGAGCACUCCACGCUGAUCCAUCUACUACAGGAGGAAGACCCUUCACUGGAACUGAGGCUCUUCACCUUCAUGACAUUGCCAGCAAGAACAAGGUAACAGAAAAAUUUAAGCGGCCAUUCAAGAAGCGGCAUUCAAGUGUGUACCAUCAACCAUCCAAUCGAGUCAACAAGUAUUUGGCUCAAGCUAUUGAUGCCCGAAGUGUAGACAGGGAGAAGUCCACACAUGUCAGUCUAAUAACUCUGUGUUUCAAAGAUCGUGAGAAGGAAAAUCAGGUUGGUGGCUCUUAUAUUUUUUCUACAUACGCUGCUUCCAAAAGUCAACCUGUCCUAGUUGCUGUACUGAAGUUUUUCUGUAGAGCUGUUAUCAUACAAAGCCAAUACCUUGUGAGACUUGGAGGAGGCAACUUGAAAAACUACAUGUACAGUUAUAAGUGUAUGCUUAAAUGUCUAAGGAACAGUGGUGUGUUUAUGAGUUUUGUACGCUCCUUGGCAUGUUCAUUAGUACUGCUGCUGCUCAUAGGAGGACUCCAAGCUGUGAUAUUGCCACGUACAAUCAUUCUGUUACUGCUGUUUCUCACUGCUUUCAUCUGGGUAUCAGUUGUACUGAUGCUUUUGCUGGCUGUGAGACUUAGGUGGAUUCUGUGGGACAUCUCGCAGAGUUUUGUGUUACGUCUUGCCAUCACUGUGUUCACUAUUGUGUUAAUCUACACUGUAGCCCAGGUCAAUGUUUUCACUUGUCGGUGGGAUGUGCCAUGUCCUGUGCAGUCUACAGCGAACGUGACUCUCGACACAUCAACUUACCAUGAUCAUCGUGCCUGUCCCUUGCCCCAGUACAUUAUACUCUCAUGCACACUUGGGUACAUGGCUAUAGCUGUGUUCCUUCGGCUGCCUAUCCUUGUUAAGGGAGUCCUUCUCAUUGUCAUGGCAACAAUAUAUAUUUUGCUCAUUGAACUCUCUCAUUCAGCGCUGUUUCAUUGCUAUGACCAUCGUGUCAGCUCGGUUGUGCCACAGCAUAUUCUUGGAGUUGUGUAUGUUCUCAUGUUCCUAUUGGUUGUUGUGAUUCAUGGUCGGCAAAUGGAGUGGACAGCCCGACUGGACUUCCUGUGGCAGAUUCAGGCCAAUGAGGAGAAACGUGAGAUGGAUGCCCUGCAGCAUAGCAACAAACGUAUUCUGUUCAACCUGCUACCAGCUCAUGUAGCCACACAUUUUCUGGACAACCAGUUUCGCAAUAACAUGGACCUCUACCACCAGAGCUACUCACGUGUUGGCGUUGUGUUUGCAUCUAUUACCAACUACCAUGAAUUCUACAUUGAGCUGGAUGGCAACAACCAAGGAGUUGAAUGUCUUAGGUUACUUAACGAGAUCAUCGCUGAUUUUGAUGAAUUACUGGGUGAAGAACGGUUCAAAGCGAUUGACAAGAUUAAGACAGUUGGUUCAACGUACAUGGCUGCUAUAGGUCUCAUGCCAGAUCUUCGUAUACUAGACGAAGAUGAAACAACAGCAGGGUUUUACCUAAGUACUCUAGUCGAAUUUGUGUUUGCAAUGAGGGAUAAACUGCUCAAUAUUAAUGAGAAUUCAUACAACAACUUCAUGCUACGAGUUGGUAUCAACAUAGGACCCGUAGUGGCAGGCGUUAUAGGAGCAAGGAAACCUCAAUAUGACAUCUGGGGGAACACGGUGAAUGUAGCAAGUCGUAUGGAUUCUACAGGGUUACCAAACCACACACAGGUAACUGAGGAGGUUUACCAGGUGCUUAAGAAUUUCCCGUAUGAGUUCCAAUGUCGUGGUAAAGUAAAAGUGAAAGGAAAAGGUGAUAUGACUACGUACUUCCUCACUGACCGUAAACAGCCAGGCACUGUCAGAGUAGAUGAUCUUCCUGGUAUGCGUAAUGCAGCCAGUACUGGCGGCGGGAACAUGUAUGGUGGAGUUGCCACUCCUUUGGCUCUGCUACAUCAGAUGCAGCAGGGAAGUGCAUCAGAGGUAAAUGGCCGCGGGAAGCCACAGCGACCAUCAUGCUCUCGAGAUGAGGGAAAUGGUGCCUCUUCACAUUCUCAUCAUGGUGGCUUCUCAAGUGGGGUGCACCCCAGCUUGCUGUUGCGGAACACUUCUAGACUUCCCCCCCUCCGUGAGAACAGUUGCAGAGAAAAUGGUGGCGGUGGGAUCAGGCAUGGCGAGUGUGAGCCCUUGCUCCCUCUGAGUGGUAAUGUUAUGAAGAUCCUCCCCAGCCAACAGCAACGGUCCAAUUACAUCACCAACAACAGUUCCAGUGGUGGUGGUGGUAGUGGUGUUGGUGGUGGUGGAAGCGGCGGCUGUGUUGGGGGAGGCAAGAAGCUGCACCAGCAGAGGUCAGUGGAAGGAGGAGAUUUGGACGACCUAGCAAACUUACCGCCACCCCCUCUACCUCCUCAUAAAGGUGGUCAGCAAUUUACAAACUUCCAAGGACAUUCCUCAGCAUCUUCCAAAGGUGUUCCUAGACCGCAAGAUGCGACACGUUACACACCCCUUUGGCCCCGGGGAGGGGGAGGGCUGUCUGAAGCAGGUAAUAAUCGUGGCAAUAGUGGCAAUCAUGUGAGUCAUAAUAACAGUAAUAACAUUAACAAUAUUACAUCUUCACACCAUCAGAACAAUACGGGUAAUGACAUGAAUUCUGGUGCUGUGAAACCUUAUAUGAAACCACUACCUAAAUUACCAGGAAAAGAAUCAGCUUCUCCAAGCCAUGGACGACAUCAUCGAAAUCAAACAAGAGGACAUAAUGCAUCAGCACCUCCAUUACCCCCCCACCAACAGCUAUUGCUUCCACCCUUACCCAUGAGACCCUCAGAGCACCGUUACAUCCGCACCGAGGAGGCAUCAGUUCGCACCAAACUUCGCAACAACCACAGCAACCCUCUCCUCCAUCUUCAGCGCCACUAUUCAGAUGAAAGCCUUCAAGGAGCAACAGGCUUCUAUUUCCCAAGCCCUGCUCAACAAAGGAUUCAUUCUUCAGCAGAUGAGAUUAGCUCCUUGAAUCAUUCACCCAGUAUAAGUUCAUCUGAUGAAAGUUACAGUAGAACCACAGAUGCAGAUGCUUCACCAUCUCCUUCCCCCCCUCUUCAUGCCACAGCUGGUGAUCAUGCAUCCACACAGCAAUGGCUGUACCCUUCUGACAUCCAAGUAGACCCUUCAUCCUCUCUAGAGAACUCCCCCAGAGCUUCACUUGACUAUAUUCCACCUCAUUGUUACCUUCCUGGUGCUGGUGGCACUGUAGGAACCAAUUUUAACAAUAACCCUAGCGGUGGAGUUCAGUCUGGUGGGGGGAAAAUCUCCAACUUAACACCAUCUCAAGAUCUGCCUCCACCAAACCUCUCAACAUCACGGAGCUUCUCCCCUUCCAGUCACCCACCUGUUAGUCGAGGAAGUAGGAACAAUGCUUCCUCUGCAUCAAGUGCAGCUAUAGGUAGUAAUGCUUCAGCAACCACAAGACAUGACUGGAGUCUGUCUUCAGCUCGUCAUCGCACAGGAGAUGGAAGUGAUGAACGUUCUAGUACUGCUAACUCUCGCAGCAGAAGUACCAAAGCGACAGUGGCAACCAACACAGAAACUCUUCCUCCUGCUACACUGUUAGCAUUGGCUGCUGCUGGCAGCACAUUGGACUCUUCUUGCUGCAGCCCACUGUCUCAUUCUCUUGAUGGGCAGGAUGCUUACAGAGGUGACAGCUGUGGCAGCUUUGAGUAUAUAGGGCAUCGAAGUGCACUGAAACAUGCAACUGAAAAGCCUUCCGGGAUACAUAGGGCAUCUAGUGCAAAUGGUGAGCGUGGUCAUAGCACAGGUAGUGGCAGAUCCCCCAGUAGGAGUCUGAAACAGCUUCAUAAUCAGGACAGGAAGCACAGUGGGGUUGGUGGAAGUGUUAGAACUGUGCCAAGUGGGUCAGUUUUAGUGUCACCUGAUGAUAACAUUGGGACUAAGGGUGGGGGUGCAGUGAAAUAUCUUUCCAGUGGUGACAGUGCAGGUGAAAGGAAUCAUUCACCUGGAUAUGGAGACGAUGUUGAGGAAGAAAACUCACGUGCAACUUCUACAAGUGAGAGGUCAUCAAAAAAGGAUGGUUCUAGUCAGACAGAUAGGAAGGACAUGUCUAAAAGUCAUCGCCGACGUAACUCUUCUGCAGGUAGUGCAGGAGGUACUGGGGGGACACAAGUAGAAGCACACUCCCCACUUGCGUCAUCAGUAAAUUUGCGACCCGCUGGUGUAGACGGUAUGGGUUCAGCUCUGGGAGGCAUACUCCCAUCUCCCCUUGUUGAAACGGGUUCCAAAUAUCACUACCAAGGUGCAGCAGCUGUUAUAGCAAAGAUACCUAACUUUGAACGUGAGAUUCAGAAACUGCUUGAAGAUCAAAACCUUCUGAAGAACAUCCCCUCCAAAUGUGAGAAAACACACCAAAAUAAAGAGAUCAUAUCUUUGGAGGAGCUGAAGAACGUUAAUCAAGUUCUGGCAGAAUUGGGACAUUCGAGUUACCUGCUUGAAAGAGAUCCUGUUGUGGGCAUGUUAGGAAGGUAUGUACUUAGCAAAAGUGACCAUAUGGUCAACAAUAUUAAUAAUAACAAUAACUGUCCAGCACCUCUGCCCCCUCAGCAAGUGGGUUUGGCUGCCAUUCAGGAACUUGCAAGGCGCCAGCAAGAUGAACUGAACAACAUCGUAGUUGCAGCUGAUAGGAAUCAAACAGGCUUUUGCUUCAACCCAAUGCUAGAGAAUAAGAUUGGUUUCAGCCAACUUUCACUGAACAGGGGAAGAAAUGGAACGCUGUCAACAGCAACAGUGGAACACAGUGGGGAUAAACAAGAAGUCAGAGCUUUCAAAGUGCGGAGAAAAACGCCGGCCAUCGUUCCCCUGGACACCAUAUGUAGUGGUGGAAAUGUUCUGCCUCAUGCAAAUUCUCCUCCCCUGUCUGCAACAACUGAGACUAUGGGAAGUUGCCAAGGGGUACAGCGCUUUCCAAGUUUCAGAAGCACCGGGAAGGAAACGAGUGAAUGUGAGACCCUGGAAAGUGAGACCAUUGGUGAUGAUGAUGAUGAUGAUGAUGUGAAGAAGGAGAAUGCUGAAAUUGAAAGCUUUGAACGUGAAGAGAAGAGGAUAGUCGAGGAAGUGGAAAGACAGUCUGGUGAUGAAGAACUAGAGGCAGAGGUAAAGCGAAUUCUUGAGGAAACAGCCAGAAAACAGCUACAACAGGAACAUCUAGAUCAACAACAACAGCAGCAAGAAAAUGUGUUCGGUGGUGAGACAAGCCAGUCAGAAUGGAGCGAAGAGGAUGAUGACGAUGACGACGAAGGUGCUGCAUCCGAACCUCUUCUUGCUGACCGUGAGUCUACUGGAUACACGACUGAUGAUCCUGCACUAGAGAAUAUAUCCAUGUUGAAUGAGACAGGACUCACAGAUGCUGAGGGUGCUCUGAGUGAUGUGAAUUCGGUGUUCAACGACGCAGGUCAUGAGGGGGAUAUGGAUGAUAACACCAGCAUGUCUUCUCGUGCGUCAUCAAGAAUAUUUGAUUCAGAUGCAAUGAUGAGUUUAGAUUCACUUAGUGCCCUCUAUGACUCUGAAUAUGACAAUUGUUACAGGACUGAUGAUGAUAUCAAUGUGUUACCUGACAGUGUAUCUGAUCUUGAUAGAAUUGACUAUUUUGCAGCUGUCGCUACUGAUACGGAUAUCAAUUUGGCUAAUAUACGCUCCAUGUCAGAGAGUAUUACAAGGAACUUUGGCCAGCCAAGAAGUGAGACAGACCCAGACAGUGAUGUUUAGCCACACAAAUUUGCUAAGCACGCAUGUUUUCCUUUUGUUUCUAUGAGAAGGAACAAGAAUAAACUGUUAGAUCUCUGGAAAGGUAUAACAAAUGUAAUUUGUUCAUUCAUCACUGAGAAUUUUAAAAAAUCAGGCACUGUAAUAAAGUCUGUGCAAUAACAUAAAUUAUAUAAAUCCUGUCCAAUAAGGAAUCUGGAAUGUAUAGAAGUAUGGAUGCCUGUACUGUGAAGGUACUCGGCUUUGGAAAGUUUGAAGAUUUGCUUCCAACAUCAAAAGUUUGUUAUACUAUAAACUGAUGAAAGGAUGACUCUCAGUUGUUGCUUAUGGGGAAGUAAAAAGUGUUGCAAGCAACCAAGAUACAGCAUAGUCUGUUUUGGUAUGAAACCAGCUGCAUAAUUCAGCAAUUAACUGACAAUAUGAGAAGUCAUGGACAGAUUCUUGUUGUUCCAAGAUACAAAAUUAAUCAAAAAAUAAUUUAACAGCCACUGAAGGUGUAUGAAAUUCACUUGGAUUGUCUGUAACUCAUGACUCCAAAAGUUGAAGUUGUAAUAACAUCGUAACAGUUUCCUUCCCUGGAGAAGGGAAUGCUGUACAUGUAAGUGCUUCGUACAUUUUAUGAACACUGUUAACAGCUGUAAUGCCAUGGUUUGCUACAGCAUAUCAAGACAUGGGAGAUAACUAAUAUGACUGAGAGGUAAGACUAAAACUGUUCGUAUCUUCUUUUUGACCCAUUUGUGAUGUUAGACACAGAGAAAAAUUAAUGUAUGUCUAUAAAUAGGACAUUAAGAUUUAAACCUUGCUCCUUGAAUGUCCUUCAUAAAACCGAGUUUGCUAGUAAAAGAAAUAUAACUUAAGUGCAAAGUUUUUCAACAAUUCUGUAAGUGUUGGUCAGGGUUUUUUUUUUUUUUUUUUUUUUGUGAUCUUUAUGGGAAUAUUUGAGAAUGUUAAUGAAUCCGAUCAGAUUAUCUGCAGUUGCUAAACUGCUCAAUUUCAUGUAAUUUACUUUCUCCUGCAAUUUUUAAAGCAAAAUAACUUUGAAAAUUAAACAAGAAUAUGUCCGUAACAUGGAUGUAUGUCUCAUGAAUUGAUUCUUUUUAGUGGCUCGAAUUUAAUUUUUUGUCCUUGAUGUUUAACCCGCGUUUGGUUGUGGUUUUUGAAGUGCUGAGGAUAUUAGAAUUUAUGCAGUAAAACUGAUGUAUAUGGCAGGACAUUAUAAAUGGGUUUUAUGUGAAUCUUGAUUAGGUACACAACACUUAUGUUGCCCUUGAACUCAAGCAGCUCAAAGUAGUUUUCUCACAAAUUAUUUUAGCAUGGUAGAUGUAGUAACGGGUACCUUUUAUUGUUGGGGAAUUUAGGGGAGUGGAGAAACCCUAACAGUUUUUAUCAGAGAUAGGAUUGGGUAUCAGAUAUGCAGUGUUUCAUAUUAGCAAAGACAAUAAAGCAGAAAAUGAUAUAAAACUUGUUUUGCAAAAUGUGUGUUAAAAUAGAAAAUAUGCGUGGUAAGAAACAGUAAGAUUACAGUCUAUAUAGGAUAUUAACCAUUUGAAGUUGAAGCCCAUCUAAAUAAUAUUUAAAAAUUCAAUAUGUUUCUCAAAGAAAACACAACAGUUCUUGAUUUCAAAUAUAAUUGGUAAUGCUGUUUAAGGAAACAAUUUCAGUUUACUUUAGAAUCAUAUGAACAAACUGCAGAGUUAUUGAUUAUUAAAGCAGGUGAUAUGUGUAGUCACUACUGCGCUUUAAAGUGUUAAUGAUUGCCUUAAAUUAUUUCAGUAUGUUCAAAUUGUAGAAACAGAUCUAGAUGUGCAGCUAAGCAAAAUAAAUGUGUCUGUGAUGCUGAGAAGCAGCUGAUGUGACCGAAUAUGUCUCGAGUGUCACCUUGACCGAUCAGAAUGUGUUUGGUACUCAUGAAUAUCACGCAUGGAGACUGGAUGUCUCAUGAGGUGUUAAUCUGUUCUGUUCAAGGAUAACACAGUGAAAAUUUGGUGAUGGUGUUUAAGUAAGUCUUGAACCAUCGAGAAUACACAAUUUAUUGAAUUUUAUAUAUGGCACAUUAAGAAGAACAGAAUUUACGUGAACCUUUGUUGACUUUUCCCAAUGAAAGUAACGGGGUAAUAGAAUAGGACAACUGGGUAGUGGAAUAUGUGCAUCAUUGAAGGUCUGUGUAAAUACGGCUGUAAGUGGGUUUCUUUAGAAUACAGAACCAAAGACUGUGCAGUAAAUUUCUAAGGAUUGUUAACUUAAUUGUAACUUGAUAAAGUACAUGCCAAAUAAUAAUAAUUAUAGAUAUUAAUAAUACUUUAUUUCUAACCCCUUUGAGGUGAUAGCUAUAAGUAAAACCACAAAGGUUGCGAACUCAUUUGAAGGAUUUCACCAAUCUGAUGUUAACACUUUGAGGUGUUUUACUUUGCAUUCCAGUGCAAUAAUCUGGAUGUGUUUCUAAGAAAACAGACUGUGCUGCAGCAAUAUAAUUCAAUGAUACUCUAUUACAGUGGUAAUAAUAAUCUGUGCAAGAGACUCAGAACAAGGAGGGAGGGGUGAAAUUUUAAAACACAAUCUAAAAUGGAGUUAAUAUUUUCCCCUUCUUUACUUGUUAGAAGACAAAUUGUUUGUGUAACUAUUUUUAUUCUCUCAGAAAAUGUAUUUAUCACUUUUUACUAAAUUGUAAUGAAACUGGACAUGUCCACAAUAGUGUGUUUACAAUAGCUGAAAUGAAGCCAUUUCAGUGUUCGCUUUGGGUAUGACAGUGAUUUUUUUUUCUUUUCUGAAAUGGCUGUAUCUUUGAAAGGCAAAUGGUGUCAAAGUCAGGUUUUCAAAUCAUUUUGUAACAUCUCAGCCUUUUCUUAGUUUGCUUGCUUCUGUGCUUUGAUAUUGAAAUUCAGAAACUCUAGUCCCCUUCAUUAAAAUGGUCAUAUUAUAAUCUGUGAGAAUGUGAUACUGUCUACUUUACCUCCGUGUCCUCUUAUCUGCCUUCGUGGUGUUAUACUUUUUGGAUGACUGAAAUUAAUUUAAUUUAGAGAAUGAGGCAUAUUGAUGCUGGUGUAUUGUUCUCAGUCUUUAUUAUUAAAAUUUCUUGCCUGGUUGCUGUUCUCAAGAUGUAUUAAAUUUGAGCUCGGUGUGUUUUAUCUCAUAUUGUUAAUUCUUCAUUCAGCACCAAAAUUAUUCUGUGUCAGUACCAAACAAAAUUAACCUUUUUAUAUGUUCCUUGAUUUUAUAUUAAUUCAAUAUAAAAUACUGUAGAAAUUAGUGAUUUCACUGGAUCAGUAUUCAGUAAAGGGUCUCGAAUUACAUGAUAUUCACCCCUGCUUUAAAAGAUUAAUAAUUUUCUAAUAUUUAGGAGUUAAAUAAACGUUGAAGUUCAUAUAAUCCUGUAUUGUGGUUUAAAAUAUUUAUUUACUAGAACAAGGAUCUGUGAUGAUGUGAAUGUUUUCAGCAAGGCCAUGUUAGCAUAUGAAGAUACUGAAAAGUAAUUGUAGUUACAGUGCCAUAUUGAUUAUCAGGGCUUGAAUUUUUUUUUUAAUCUGGUAACUAGGUGAGAAAGGCGAAGUAGGAAGGUAGGUGCCAUUCAGAAUUUUUUGUUUGUCACCGGCAACUGGGUGACUACAAUUUUCAAGCCCUGUUGGUUAUUAUCAUGUAUAGAAAUUUGAAGCUAGUAUAUUUACAUAUGCUCAAAGUAAUAGCAGAGAAAGGUAAUUCCUUAUUGCCAAUGUAUAAAAUUCAAUUCUUACAUUAAGUUUUCAUCUCUCAUGUUUUAUCUUUUUUUUUUAUCCCUGCGGCAAAGUGAAUAUAAUUCACUUGAUAAAUCAACGAAGAAUUGGUUAAGUGUUUUUCACUGAGGCAUGGAAGUUUGCUAUUAAUAUUUUCUGCUGUCAGUCUCAUUGCAAAGUAGAGAACCAAUACAUCCAGCAUUUCUCAGUAUUAUAUAUGAGUGUUUUCUGAUAGUGUUUGUGUGUAGGCAAUUACUGAUAUGGUUAACACAGGGUACUGGACAAACUAAUGGACAUUCUGCAUGCUUUACUUAGUGUGGUACUCAUAUUACAGUAGAUGUUGAAAGGGAAAUUUUCCAGCAUCUGAACACAUUUCACACCAGUGUAACACAUUUUAUUGAGGGCAUCAUGGCAGAUGGGGGUCUGCAGUGGCAGCGUGGUCUGAGGCAUGGGCAUUGUGCCUCUUGGUCGCUGGGACUGUGGGUUCGAAUCCCACUCAAGCCAUGGAUGUUUGUCCGCGCUUUUCUGUGUACAGGUAGAGGCCUUGCGACGGGCCGAUCCCUCGUCCAAGGAGUCUUACCGAAUGUCUAUAGAUCGAGCCAACGAAAAGUUGGGACCCGCAGUGCUCGGGCACUUGAAGAACGGGUUGAUCCCAGUAUCAUGGCAGAUGAGUGUUAACAAAAUGGCUGAUUUACAGGACACUAAGUUCUUAAACUUGUUUGGUUUGACAGGUGUGCGGUGAAUAACAUAGCAUUUUACAGACGGCUGUCUUCUGAGUUGUUGCACUGUGAAGUCCGGUAGAAGUUAACUGACAUUUCAGAUGUGCUUGCUGCCUCCAUUAUUAGGGUGAUUACCCUGAUACGGAGGCAGCAAUCAUCUCUGAAAUGUCAGUUAACUUCUACUGGGCUACACAGUCCAACAUCGCAGAAGACAGCCAUCUGCAUACUCACUCGUGUGAGAUCCCAAAAUAUCGUAACACCAUUUUGCUGCAAACACAGAUUUUAUGCAGGCGUAAAAUCUUAUGAUGAGCAUUCAUUGUGUUGUUGCGACUUUGCUGUAUUAAUUUAAGGAAAAAUAAUUGUAAUUUUAAGUCACGGAGUCAUUAAGGAUUGCAAUCUUCCAUUGCUGUGAUUAUAUUAAAAGCAAACUUCAUUUCAGAAUCUUCUGACUUAAUGCCAUCUAAUUGCACGGCAGUGAUCAGCAUCUCACUUGAUGUUUUAUUAAAUGAACAUGAGACUAAAGAUAUUAAAUAAGCUUACAUAAAAAUAGUACCAUUAUUAACAUUAAAACAAAACUCUGUGGAUUUGUGGACCUGACUUCCACCUUACAGUGAGAUCCAUGUUGGCGAACCAUCAGCUAAGUGUGCAUGAGACGAAAUGCAAGUCUGUAUCCUUCUUGCUGAUGUGAACAACUCCUUUUUUUUAGUGUUGUAUAAUGUAAUCUAUGUGAAUUGUGACUGUACACUAUUUUCUUUAACUGUUGUAUCUAUUAAUUUAUUACAAUGCAUUAUGUUAUCUUCUUUAUAUAAAAUAUAAAGUGAUAGUAUUUAAAGAUAAA